AUGGCGGAGAAGAUCUUGAUGGGCGAGUACAAGGCCUUGUCUAAGGAGGGAUGGACAAACAUCGAGCUUAUUGACGACAAUGUCUUCGAAUGGAGCGUCGCUCUGAUCGUCUUGAAUGAGGAGUCGCCAUACAGCGGCGGCUACUUCAAAGCCCGAAUGACGUUCCCCAAAAACUACCCUUUCAGCCCCCCAGACUUCAAGUUCACCCGCCCCAUCUUCCACCCCAACGUCUACCCCGACGGCCGGCUCUGCAUCUCCAUCCUCCACCCCCCUGGCGACGACGAGAUGUCCGGCGAACUAGCCUCGGAACGCUGGUCCCCCGCGCAGCGCGUCGAGUCGGUCCUCAUCUCCAUCCUCUCGCUGCUCGACGACGCCGAGGUGUCCUCGCCCGCCAACGUCGACGCCGCGGUGCUGUGGCGGAAGAACAAGGGCACGUUCGACGAGCGGGCGCGCAAGGACGUCGCGGAGAGCAAGAAGGAUCUUCCGGUUGGGUUCGUCAUGCCGACGCAGAAGGACGCGUUCAAGACGGUGAAGGAGGACGAUUUCAAUAUGGAUGUGUGGGGCGACUCGGAUGCGGAGGUGGAGGAUUUCGGGGGGAGUGAGAGUGAUUUUGACAUGGAUGAUAUGGAUGAUGAUGAUGAUGAUGACGACGAUGAUGAUGAUGCGUUGGAUUCGGGCAGCGCCGAGGAAGACGAGGAAGACGAGAAAUAA
Messenger RNA from Eremomyces bilateralis CBS 781.70, 711 nucleotides. RefSeq lists its product as uncharacterized. Gene Ontology annotation, biological process: protein polyubiquitination; proteasome-mediated ubiquitin-dependent protein catabolic process. The coding region runs from base 1 to 711 and encodes 236 amino acids. The transcript is spliced from 3 exons. Gene Ontology annotation, molecular function: ubiquitin conjugating enzyme activity. NCBI's taxonomy places the organism in Eukaryota, Fungi, Ascomycota, Dothideomycetes, Eremomycetales, Eremomycetaceae. The record is from RefSeq and is a predicted model, not a curated record.